This is a messenger RNA of Cadophora gregata, 768 nucleotides long. RefSeq lists its product as uncharacterized. The transcript is spliced from 4 exons. Gene Ontology annotation, biological process: polysaccharide catabolic process. The record is from RefSeq and is a predicted model, not a curated record. Gene Ontology annotation, molecular function: cellulase activity. NCBI's taxonomy places the organism in Eukaryota, Fungi, Ascomycota, Leotiomycetes, Helotiales, Ploettnerulaceae. The coding region runs from base 1 to 768 and encodes 255 amino acids.
AUGAAGUUCAGCAUCUCCCUUGUCUCUGCCUUUUUGGCUGCCACAGUUGUGGCAACUCCAACUCCAACGGAGCUUGAGAAGCGUGCUACUACUAUGUGUGGAAACUGGGGCACAGUUGCUACUGGUGGACUUACAGUUUAUCACAACACUUGGGGUUCUGGGAGUGCCACUUCUGGUUCUCAGUGCACCACUUUCAACUCAAUCAGCUCGGCCGGCUCAGUUUCCUGGUCAACUACUUGGACCUGGGCUGGUGGAGCUAAUCAGGUCAAGUCCUACUCCAACGUUGCUCUCGAGAAGGUGAACAAGCAGCUCUCAGCUAUCUCGUCCAUUCCAUCAACAUGGACAUGGAGACAAUCCGGUUCCAACGUCGUGUCCGAUGUGUCCUAUGACCUCUGGCUCGCCCCUUCAGUCGGAGCCAACAACCAGUACGAGAUCAUGGUCUGGCUAGGAUCAUACGGAGGAGCUGGUCCAAUCUCGUCGACCUACAACGCUGCCGGAAAUGCUGUUCCCAUCGCUAGCCCUACCAUUUUGGGCACUACCUGGAAGCUGUUCAAGGGACCAAACGGCGACACCACUGUCUUCUCUUUCGUUGCCCCAUCCAACAUUGGUAACUUUAGCGGCGAUCUCAAGCAAUUCUUCAACUACUUGACCAGCAGCCAGGGUGUUUCCACCUCUGCUGUUGUCACCAGCUUGCAGUCUGGUACCGAGCCCUUCACAGGCUCAAAUGUUGUCUUCACAACCUCCGCAUACACUAUCAAGGUUGUGUAA